Molecule: messenger RNA, 2116 nt
Organism: Dryobates pubescens (Downy woodpecker)
Lineage: Eukaryota; Metazoa; Chordata; Aves; Piciformes; Picidae
Gene: CNOT2
Product: CCR4-NOT transcription complex subunit 2
Exons: 15
Coding region: 304-1866 (520 amino acids)
Biological process (GO): regulation of stem cell population maintenance; nuclear-transcribed mRNA poly(A) tail shortening; regulation of DNA-templated transcription
Cellular component (GO): CCR4-NOT core complex; P-body
Source: RefSeq, a predicted model, not a curated record
CGGAGGGAGCGCAGCCAAGCGAGCCUCCUUGCUCCUUCCUCCUCCUCGCCGUCGUCCCCGCUCAGGCCUUCCGCAGCGCUGCCGGUUGGGCCGAGCCGCCGCGCUCCGCGUCGCGUCGGGCCGUGCGGCGGCGCUUGCCCCCGCCCCUUAGCGCCGGCUGCGGGGCCGAGCGGCGGCGGGGUCACGGCGGCGGCAGCGGCGGCCGGGUCAGAGGGUAAAGGUUGCUCCCCCAGCAUCCUCCGUGCUGGAUACUCAGCCAUCUUGGAUCCGCGGGACAAGAAAAUUCAUGCGGUGACAAACAGCAUGUUUGGUGCUUCAAGGAAGAAGUUUGUAGAGGGGGUUGAUGGUGACUACCAUGAUGAGAACAUGUACUACAGCCAAUCAUCGAUGUUCCCACAUCGGUCAGAAAAAGAUAUGCUGGCAUCACCAUCAACAUCAGGUCAGCUGUCUCAGUUUGGGGCAAGUUUAUACGGGCAACAAAGUGCACUAGGCCUUCCAAUGAGGGGGAUGAGCAACAAUACCCCUCAGUUAAAUCGCAGCUUAUCACAAGGCACUCAGUUACCGAGCCACGUAACGCCAACAACAGGGGUACCAACAAUGUCACUUCACACGCCUCCAUCUCCGAGCAGGGGGAUAUUGCCUAUGAAUCCUAGGAAUAUGAUGAACCACUCCCAGGUUGGUCAGGGCAUUGGAAUUCCCAGCAGGACAAACAGCAUGAGCAGUUCAGGGUUAGGCAGCCCCAACAGAAGCUCUCCAAGCAUAAUAUGUAUGCCAAAGCAGCAACCCUCUCGACAACCUUUUACUGUGAACAGUAUGUCUGGAUUUGGGAUGAACAGAAAUCAGGCAUUUGGAAUGAAUAACUCCUUAUCGAGUAAUAUUUUUAAUGGAACAGAUGGAAGUGAAAAUGUGACAGGACUGGACCUCUCAGAUUUUCCAGCACUAGCAGACAGAAACAGAAGGGAAGGAAGUGGCAAUCCAACUCCAUUAAUAAACCCUUUAGCUGGAAGGGCACCCUAUGUUGGGAUGGUAACAAAACCAGCAAGUGAGCAGUCCCAGGACUUUUCAAUACACAAUGAAGACUUCCCAGCAUUACCAGGCUCCAGCUACAAAGACCCAACAUCGAGUAAUGAUGACAAUAAAUCCAAUUUGAGUACAUCAGGCAAAACAUCAUCCAGCACAGAUGGGCCCAAGUUUCCUGGAGAUAAAAGUUCAACUACGCAAAACAACAACCAGCAGAAAAAAGGGAUCCAGGUGUUACCUGAUGGUCGGGUUACCAACAUUCCUCAAGGGAUGGUGACGGACCAGUUUGGAAUGAUUGGCUUGUUAACAUUCAUCAGGGCAGCAGAGACAGAUCCAGGAAUGGUACAUCUCGCAUUAGGAAGUGAUUUAACAACACUAGGUCUCAAUCUCAACUCUCCUGAAAAUCUCUAUCCCAAAUUUGCAUCACCCUGGGCAUCAUCACCUUGUCGACCUCAAGACAUAGACUUCCAUGUUCCAUCUGAAUACUUAACUAACAUUCACAUUAGGGAUAAGCUGGCUGCAAUAAAACUUGGCCGAUAUGGAGAAGAUCUCCUGUUUUAUCUCUAUUACAUGAAUGGAGGAGAUGUAUUACAGCUAUUAGCAGCAGUAGAGCUAUUUAACCGGGAUUGGAGAUACCACAAAGAGGAACGAGUAUGGAUCACCAGGGCACCCGGCAUGGAGCCGACGAUGAAAACCAACACCUACGAGAGGGGAACAUAUUACUUCUUUGACUGUCUUAACUGGAGGAAAGUAGCUAAGGAGUUCCAUCUGGAAUAUGACAAACUAGAAGAAAGGCCUCAUCUGCCAUCAACCUUCAACUACAACCCUGCUCAGCAAGCCUUCUAAAGACUUCCCUUUUCUUGGGGUAUGGCUGUCUCAGCACAAUACUCAACAUAACUGCAGAACUGAUGUGGCUCAGGCAUCCUGGUUUUAAUUCCUUGAGGAUCUGGCAAUUGGCUCAUGCGAAGGGGUCACCAUUUGAGGUCCUGCCUUACUAAUUAUGUGCUGCCCAACAACUAAAUUUGUAAUUGGGUUUUGGUUUUUUCCCUUUAGUUUGAGCAGGGUCUGAAUUUUGCUUUUCUGUUUCUUUUCUAUU